UACGCACAUUUGGGGGGGGGGGCGCGACUGACGGACGAUUUAGUGGUAGCGCCUCUUUCUUUUCCUUUUCAACCCACUCGUGACACCAGCAGAUGCUUCGUAUUUCCAUGUGUUUUCUUUCUCAGCCGUCUUUUUCACGCGACCACAAGGAGCCGAAAAGUGACAGGUUACCAUCUCUCUCCUUGAAUCCGAACGCAUUGCUUCUUUGUGCGCGCCAUGUUGACGUGUCGUUAACUCUUCUCUCCCUUUCCCCCUUCACGAGUGAACCGAAGCCACCGUUUCACGACCUCAACGGUAAUCAUGGCAAGUGAGUGGGAAGAAAUUCGACGUCUUGCAGCCGAUUUCCAGAGGGCACAGUUUGCCGACACCGCGCAAAGGUUAUCAGAGAGGGACUGCAUUGAAAUCAUUGCGAGACUGAUCCAAGACAAGAAGGUGGACGUGGUGCACACGAUCGAUGGAAAGGAGUACGUCACUCCCGCACAGAUCACCAGAGAAAUCCGCAAUGAACUUUACCGUCACGGAGGGCGGGUAAAUAUUUUGGAGCUCCAGCAGAUUAUCAACGUCAAUUGGAGCGACGUUGAAUCGAGAGCAAAUAACAUCGCAAAGUCUGACAGAAGUGUCCAGCUGGUGCUCGGACAGCUUAUCGACGACACCUACCUGAACCGUUUGGCCGAGGAAGUCAACGACAGACUACAGGAAGCUGGUUUGAUCAGCAUUUCAGAACUUUGUAAGAGUUACGAUCUACCGGGUGAUUUUCUAAAUGACGAGCUCGCCAAGCGUCUCGGGAAGUUGAUACAGGGAGAAUUGGAUCGGUCCAGUCGUGGAGUCAUCUUUACUCCGGCCUUUGUCGCCCGCCACACAGCCAAGAUCCGAGGACUAUUCAGCGCAAUUACUCGGCCCACGCCUGUCAUCGGAAUGAUUAGCGCUUUCGGGCUUCAGGAGCAUCUCCUGUAUUCUGUUCUGGGGGAGCUGGUGAAUACCGGACGCCUGAAAGGAACCAUCGUUGGCGGGCGACAGGACAAUGCUGUUUACAUCCCCAACAUUUACUCCAAAACGCAGAAUAGUUGGGUGGAUUCUUUCCUCCAACAGAAUGGCUAUCUCGAGUUUGAUUCGUUAACCCGGCUGGGGAUCCCCGAGCCCGUCGGCCACAUUAAGAAGCGUUUCAAGUGCCAGAAUCUUCUUUUCCUCAGCGACGCUUGCGUGAGCCAGGCAUUGGUCGACCAGGUGGAGGCAUCCGUGGAGGAAGCCGUCAGCUCCGGCACGUGGACGGACAUAGAAGCCAUUUUGCCAAGCUGCCUGUCGGAGGACGACAUGGCGACGUUGAUCAACCAGGCCAUGAGGAAUACGAACGUGCACUCGGCCGCCCGGCUCCUCGGAGCCACGGUUGUCGUCAGUGAAAAGUGGAUCGGCGAGUGCCUCGCUCUGUUCGAUGAUGCCAUACGGCAGAAAGCUCAGAAGGAGUUCAAGAGCAAUCCCGUCCUGCUGAUCACCGAAGAGGAUCUGAAGCAAGCACACGUGCUUGCGGAAAACUCCGGACCGUCGAAAAAGGACAAGAGGGACGCAGAGCGCAGGAAAAAAGGCGCGGAGGGCAGCGGCACGGUGAAAGGCGGAGGAGGGGGCAACGCUCGAGAGAUCCGAAUUCGGAAAACCAAGAAGAAAGGGAAGAAAGACGAUGAUGACGAAGAAACCAGACCUCGGUCUAAAAAGGAGGAAGCCCCGCCCUUCAUGACGCAGGAAGAAAUUGAAGCUGUUCUGGAGGACCGAGUGAGUGACUGUCCACACCAAGUCCUUUCCGAGCUUGCGGAACAUCUGGUGAGGCCCUUGAGCAAAACCUACCAGGAAGUCCUGCGGAGUUUGAUCAUGUCCAGCACCUGCCCGGUGUCGGGUGGCAACAAAAAGUCCGUCAAGGAUCUCCAGGAGGAGCUCACCAACCUGUACAACAACAUCAGGCUCUUUGAGAAAGGCAGCAAAUGGUUCUCCGACGAAACCCAGGCGGUCAUCGCCAAGCACGUCCUCAAAAGCGUCGGCGCCGACGUCGCCAACGUCCUGGUCAACUUCCUCGCCGCCGACCUGAUGAUGUCCGUGGAGAACCCGGCCGCCAUCACCGGCGAGCUACGGUUGAAGAUUUUGGCUAAAGUGUCGGACGACACCAAAGCGCCCUUGAUCAAGCUGCACAACUCUCUGAACGGUAAAACGAUCGAAGAGUUCCUGGAAAACCUCGAGACGGCCGCCGAGGCCUGCGGCUUCAUGCUGAAGAAGGCCGACAAGAAAAAAGAGCGGCAGGCUUUCUUGCGCCACCGCCAGACUCUGAGCGAGCAGCUGAAAGACACUGAGGACCCCGCUCUGGUUCUUCACCUUACCAGCAUGCUGCUGUUCCAGGACAGCACCCACUGCAUCCUGCACGCUCCGGGACGCUGCGUCCCGCACAUCCUCGGAACCCUCACGGGCCGCAUCCCCGCGGAGAAGCAUCAGCUGCUGACCUCGUAUCAGAGCCUGGUGGUGAAGCAACUGAUGAGUCAGAGUCAAGGACGGACGCGGGACGACGAGGGGUCAAGUGACCUGACCCGGUGUCACCUUUUGACCCCACAAGUCAAGGAGCUGGCGCUUUCCCAGAGGAAGCCGUCGAUGAGCGAGGCCAACGCUUCCGGAAAAUGAUGCCGAUGUCAUGUUCUGAUGAACGAAACACAGUUUCUCACGUCCACAGACUUUUAAGAACACUUCGCAGGUGCGACGGCUCGGUUGGUGGACCCGCGCCGUCCGGUGGCCGUUUCGAUUCCGGGCUCCCGACUGUCCACUUUCCAGCCACGGAAGCACAAAUUUCUCUCAAUUCUAUUGGCUAAUCAAAGGAUGUUGAAGUUAUUUUGAUUGAUCUUUCGGGAUCCUUUUUUGGUUAAUUAUUUCAUUACUUACCGAUACCGAGGACCGAUACCGCUUGUACUUUGGAUAUACAAAAUGUCAUUAUCAGUGCAAACUAGCGUCAGAUUUUUUUUUUUUUUUUUGCUUUUGCCCUCAGUACUGGUGAGCUGGUAUCGGCAUCCUCCGAGAGUAUCCGUUACCUUAAAGUAAGGCCGGUAGCGAUCCGAAGUAUCGGUACUCCUACUCGUUCAAGGCCCGCUGAAUAUUGUGACGGUGAAAGCACCAAACCUAGCAAAAAGAAAGCAUUGAUUAUUCUUUUGCCGCAGCAAGGUUUUUGUGAAAAGAAAAAUGACAAGCAUACCUGAGUGGUGCAAAUCGAUGUUGCUAUUGUCACUCUUCCCCCCCCUCCUCCAAAAAAAAAAGACAGAGAACGUGCCUUUGAUGGAAAAUAAAUUGACACUCACAACUGGCACCUGUUGGUCUCGAUAGCGGUUUGC
Molecule: messenger RNA, 3353 nt
Organism: Hippocampus zosterae (dwarf seahorse)
Lineage: Eukaryota; Metazoa; Chordata; Actinopteri; Syngnathiformes; Syngnathidae
Gene: ufl1
Product: UFM1-specific ligase 1
Exons: 1
Coding region: 301-2655 (784 amino acids)
Biological process (GO): regulation of proteasomal ubiquitin-dependent protein catabolic process; response to endoplasmic reticulum stress; protein K69-linked ufmylation
Cellular component (GO): endoplasmic reticulum membrane
Molecular function (GO): UFM1 ligase activity
Source: RefSeq, a predicted model, not a curated record